Messenger RNA from Nematostella vectensis (starlet sea anemone), 3325 nucleotides. RefSeq lists its product as uncharacterized. The coding region runs from base 99 to 2888 and encodes 929 amino acids. Lineage: Eukaryota; Metazoa; Cnidaria; Anthozoa; Actiniaria; Edwardsiidae. Gene Ontology annotation, molecular function: adenylate cyclase inhibiting G protein-coupled glutamate receptor activity. The record is from RefSeq and is a predicted model, not a curated record. Gene Ontology annotation, biological process: G protein-coupled glutamate receptor signaling pathway; regulation of synaptic transmission, glutamatergic. The transcript has 28 exons.
CCAGGUAAGCUUAUUUACUUAUAAAAAGCCAACAAUUCGGCCAUACUUAAGGCUUCUAAUUUCACCAUUGUCGCAUGUGAGCGCAGAAGAGCAGGAUAAUGCAAGGAUUUCCAAUUUUGAAAGCACUCGUUUGUGUUUUCGCGGGACAUCUGUUAUCUGUGGCGUAUUCCAAGCCUCAUUACAAACUUGGCCUCUUAACGCAGCUCAACACAACAGAUGGAAGUAGAUAUAAAUCAAUUUUGGAAGCGGCUGUUCAUAGAGUGAAUAAACUGUGCAAUGCUGAGAUUCAACUUGAGUAUGAAGUUCUGGACGAUGAGGGUAAUUGCACUACGGCUGCUGAAACAUUAAGGAAUAAUGACGUCAUUGCCAUCAUCGGACCUACCACCCACGCAUGCGCAAUGAUAGCGUGUAAUCUCCUAGGUUCCAGGCUACCUCUGAUAUCUCCAAGUGUCACAUGGCCUGAGUUAUCCAAUAAAACGUUGUACCCUGGAUUCUUCCGUACGUCGCCUUCAGAUGUACAACAGUCACCAGCUCUUGUAGGAUUUAUACGCCAAUACUCCAUAGAUCAGAUUGGCGUUGUUGUUAUGGACGAUUCAGUUUCCUUGGAGAUCAACGCAGGCUUACAACGGAUGAUCCAAAGUUUUUCUCGCCCCCAUAUCAGCAUCAUAAGGAACGUGACAUGUGCAAAUACGAGCCAUGCGAUUCGCCAGUGUUUAUAUGAGCUCAACAAAGCUGGCAUCAGAGCUGUUGUCCUAAUAGCCCAACACACACACGCAGCCCCACUACUUGAUGAAAUCUUUGAAAUGGGAAUGUAUGGUAAAGGCUGGACAUGGAUCACAUCUACGGGGAUCAUUACAGAUCCACUUACAAAUAAUCUACGAUCACGUCAAGCGGUACUUGAAGGAUUUAUUGGUCUGGCGUCCAAAGGUGCUGAGGGCCCAGUUUAUUUUGAAUUGCUCGGUCAACUUCUGAAGAACAAGACUGGGCUCCAAGGUGUGGAUACUUUAAGCAUGGACCCUUCUCAUCAUCACGACGGGCAGAUUAUCGAUGCUGUUAAUGUCGUCACAAACGUCCUUAUUACCACCGCGUUAAAGAACUUAUCCAGAAACGCAACCCGCGAGGAACUGAUGCAGGGGCUAAAAGAGAUUACACAAGCUACAAGCACCGUCCCAAGCGCGACAGGUCUCGACUCCAACAUUUACUUUGACAACAGACAGGAUGGGCCAACGGCGUAUGACGUCAUCAAUGUCGUGGAUGGUAAAGUUGAAUGGGUGGGUUCCUACGCAUCCGAGAAAUAUGUGCCUAAAAGGUCACCUGUGUUCCCAGGCGGCCUUUCAAAGCCGAUCAUAAAGGCUCUGCACUACAAGCUGGCAGCAUUUCCCCCUCUCACCACGAUGCCGAAUCUAGCACAAGAAUGGGUUUCUGCAUUCAAAAUCGCAGUAGAAAAGGUGAACAGAGACCCAACACUACAAGUAACAUUCGCUUAUAGUGUCUUUGACGAGGGAACGAGUGCCGGGUCAUGCAGGGCCCAGACAAAGACAAAUUUGACGUCAUUUGACGUCAUACUUAGCUCUUCAGUCAUGUGCUCUGCCACCAUACUGAAUACCACAGCUGGGUGUGGUAUCCCCGUGGUAUCUUUUACCUCCGCACCUGAUCAACUGUUAAACAAAACUCAGUACCCUCUCUUCGUCCAAGCGGCGCCAACAUACACUGCUCAGGGAAGAGCUUUGGCUGAAAUUGUUUUAAAGUACAAAUGGACUCAGGUCGGCAUCGUUUCUAGUGAGACCUCUUUCGCUUCCGGCCUGACAGGGGCCGUACAGGCGCACAUGAAAUCACGUGGUAUAGCGUUAAGUGGCUCCUGGCUAAUUCGCGAAAAAGCAAGCACCAGUGACAUGCGCAGUGAGUUCACAAAGAUGAAAUAUGCCAACAACAUCACAGCUGUGAACAUCCUUCUCAGUGAUCCAAUCAUCACGCCUUUUCUUCUAAAAGCUGCCAAAGACGAGGGUCUUACCGGAAGUGGCUGGACGUGGCUGGUGUCUGACGGCGUGAUAACGUCAUUUGAUGAAGGAAAUACGUCACGUGAUGUCAAAGAGGCCUCGCAGGGUAUUGUGGGAGUUGGACCUAAAGGAGGAUCCGGUGUUGACUAUGAUGAUUUUGGGACUUCAUGGAAAGCGUAUUCAAAGGCUUCGCUUUAUACUGCACAAGUCUACGAUGCCGUAUAUGCUGUCGCACAUGCGACCAGCGGUCUCUAUCGCAAUGGACACGUGACCAGGACUACAGCGCCUGGUACAUUCGGGGAACUUUUCAUGGCAGGUCUGAAAAACGUUUCGUUUCUUGGCGUUACAGGGGUGAAUGUGUCAUUCGAUAGCAGUGGUGACGUCAGUGGACUGGUGGAGGUGCGGAACUAUGUGGGCAACGAUUGGUCAGUCGUGGGUGAAUACAGUAGCCAAUCAGAUACGCUUACACUACAAGCAGGGCGGGAUAUAGUCUGGCCAGGUGGAUCUUUCACUGCUUAUUCUCAAGAUGUAAAAAGACCCGAUAACUACCUCCAGCUGGUUAUUGUACUGGGCGUGGUGUUGUCGUGUUUUGUCGUCGCUGCCAUAGGAUUGUCGCUGUACUUUUCUCGGAUCCAAGAUGUGUACGAUCUGAGAACUGGUAACCUCGACACCCUGAACCUCGUCACUAUCAUCGAGAAUAAGUUUCACUACAAAGACAAAUUCAGGGCGAAGAAGCCGGAGAACAUAAGGCCGAUUACACCGCGAACACCUGCAACACCUACCAUCCCAACACCACCGGACUUGGAUGAGCCCUUUACAGCUCGUGCACCAACAACGCGAACGAUGCGACUGAACGCGUCAUUCAACGACCCCAACACAAGUUACUUGUAAGCCAACAACGCCAAUGAUGCGACUGAACGCGUCAUUUAACGACCCCAACACAAGUUACUUGUAAGCCAACAACGCCAACGAUGCGACUGAACGCGUCAUUUAACGACCCAAACACAAGUUACAUGUAAGCCAACAACGCGAACGAUGCGACUGAACGCGUCAUUCAACGACCUCAACACAAGUUACAUGUAAGCCAACAACGCCAACGAUACAUUUUAAUACGUCAUACAACGGCCUAAACUCAAGUUACAUGUAGGGCAACAAAGCCAACUGUGAAAUUGAACGAGUCAUUCAACGACCUCAACACAGGUUACAUGAAUGAUGUAGGCCAACAAAAACAACGGCGUAACUGAACGCACCAUUUUAACGACCUCAACAAAAAAUUUUAUUUGUAAAAAUGUAAAGAAUGCAAAUAAAUGGCGUUAAAAAUGAAAAAA